Molecule: messenger RNA, 4107 nt
Organism: Manis javanica (Malayan pangolin)
Lineage: Eukaryota; Metazoa; Chordata; Mammalia; Pholidota; Manidae
Gene: ADIPOR2
Product: adiponectin receptor 2
Biological process (GO): adiponectin-activated signaling pathway
Cellular component (GO): plasma membrane
Molecular function (GO): signaling receptor activity
Source: RefSeq, a predicted model, not a curated record
AUCGCGGCGGCGGCAGUCCCGGAGGCUUCACCGGGUUGGCCCCUUCCCUCCUCCGCUACCCCCUCCUCCCCUCCCCUCAGUGGUGGUUUCCCAGGAGUCGGCGACGAGCGGACAGGCGGCGACGAGCUUCUGAGUCAACUCACUAUCCUGAAAGUUCAUCUUCCCAAGAGAAGGGACAGAAAGACCUCUUUGUAAGAAGGGCUUUAUCUCAUGAAUGAGACAGUAGAAAACCGAUUGGGGUGCAGCAGGACUCCAGAGCCAGAUAUAAGGCUCAGAAAAGGGCACCAACUUGAUGGUACAAGAAAUGGUGAUAAUGACAGCCACCAAGGAAAUUGGGAGCCCAUUUUAGAAGCAUCUGUUCUUUCUUCCAGUCAUAAAAAAAGCCCUGAGGAGCAUGAGUGCAAUGAUGAAGCUUCUCCGGAAGAUGAGGGGUUUAUGGGCAUGUCUCCUCUUUUACAAGCCCAUCAUGCUAUGGAAAGAAUGGAAGAGUUUGUUUGUAAGGUAUGGGAAGGUCGAUGGCGAGUAAUUGCUCAUGAUGUGCUACCAGAUUGGCUCAAGGAUAAUGACUUCCUUCUGCAUGGACACCGGCCCCCUAUGCCUUCUUUUCGGGCCUGUUUUAAGAGCAUUUUCAGGAUACACACAGAGACAGGCAACAUCUGGACACAUCUCUUAGGUUGUGUGUUCUUCCUGUGCCUGGGGAUCUUUUAUAUGUUUCGCCCAAACAUCUCUUUUGUGGCCCCACUGCAAGAGAAGGUCGUCUUUGGAUUGUUCUUCUUGGGGGCCAUCCUCUGCCUUUCUUUUUCCUGGCUCUUCCACACAGUCUACUGCCACUCAGAAGGGGUCUCCCGGCUCUUCUCAAAACUGGAUUACUCUGGCAUUGCUCUUCUGAUUAUGGGAAGUUUUGUUCCCUGGCUUUAUUAUUCUUUCUACUGUAACCCACAACCUUGCUUCAUCUACUUGAUUGUCAUCUGUGUGCUGGGCAUCGCAGCCAUUAUAGUCUCCCAGUGGGACAUGUUUGCCACCCCUCAGUAUCGAGGAGUAAGAGCAGGUGUGUUUUUGGGCCUCGGCCUGAGUGGAAUCAUUCCUACCUUGCACUAUGUCAUCUCGGAGGGGUUCCUGAAGGCGGCCACAAUAGGGCAGAUUGGCUGGCUGAUGCUCAUGGCCGGCCUCUAUAUCACGGGAGCAGCCCUGUACGCUGCUCGCAUCCCCGAACGCUUCUUCCCUGGCAAGUGUGACAUCUGGUUCCACUCUCAUCAGCUGUUUCACAUCUUCGUGGUCGCUGGCGCUUUUGUUCACUUCCAUGGUGUCUCAAACCUCCAGGAGUUCCGCUUCAUGGUCGGUGGCGGCUGCAGUGAAGAGGAAGCACUGUGACACCUCCCAGAAGCCAGGGACUGUAACCCUGAACCAGCGCCUGCAUUCUGCCCCUCCUGGCCAGUGAUGCCAGUACCAGAGGAGCCCCAAACUUUGGCAGCCUCGUGGGCUUGGUGACGCCCCGGGGGCUCCACGUGGUACACGACUGAGAAGAGAAAAACAAAAAUAAAUCAUACCUCAAAGGUGGAGUGCAUCAGUUGGAGAAGAGGAGAAAUGGCCCAGACCCUGACUUAUUCUUGAGAUCUGCCAGUUGCAGGCUCUACGGGACCCUUGGCAGAUGGGCCUCUGACUUGUGUCGUAUUUAUUUCUAGAUGAUGGGGACACAGUGCAGCUGGUGGCCUGUUCUCCCUUCUCUCUCCUUGAAACCAUGACACCAAACAAUUAGGUGAACAUUUAUAGCCUAUUAAGAGGCAGGAGUGUGAUUUUAAGAUACUCUUUUGAGAGAACAAAGAAAUUAAUUUAAGUAAGAUUUCUAACUUACUGUUUAAAUAAGAAUUUAUAUAACUUUAAAACAAAGGGGUAGGGGAGGGAGGACUUUUGUAUAGAGUGAAACAAGCAAGUACCACACACUGUUUCCAUUUGCACGAAGUGACUGUAGGUGGGUUAGGUGAUAGCCCAGAAUGUAUAAUGCCUUGGCGCACCAAGGUGCCUUUGAAGGCUGACAUACCUUGGGCCCUGCGGGGCAGAGACAGGCCCCCGCCCAGAGAUCACAUGACCACUCCUGCCCAAGAGCCUUCGGGAGUCCCGAGGUAGAGGGAAGCCAGCUGUUUUCCCAGUGGAGGCAGCAUGCAAUGGCUAACAGGAUGUGUUAAAGGCUCUAGUUACGGUGUCGUUUGAGAGACUGAUUUUUUCCCUGUGCUAAUAGGGACCCUUUCCCAGUGGUAGAGCCACCUGCUUGGAGAAGGCCAUUGUGCUGGCAGAGGUCUAGUGGGAACAGUGGGAAGAGCUCUGGAGGUGUUAGCAUGGCACUGGGCUGAAGACUGGCAUCCUACUCAGCCUUGUGGGAACUUUAUCUGAUAAAGGGACGUAACAUUUUUCCAUGUCCUUGCUGUGGAGCUUUGGAACACCCUGGAAAGGUCCUUCUCUUAAAAUCACUGAUAAAGGGACGUAACAUUUUUCCAUGUCCUUGCUGUGGAGCUUUGGAACACCCUGGAAAUGUCCUUCUCUUAAAAUCACUGCCCUAACCACCCUUCCUCUUCCUGGGAAUAAAAAUUGACCUUUCCAUGGCCUCAUAGUCCCUGCCACAAAUGAGAUCCUGACCUGUCUCUGUCUCCUGAGCUCAUUUAAGAUAGGUUGGGAGGGUGCUGCUGUGGAUUAGAAGAGAGGAGUUCACCUGGAACACUGUCUCGGUAAGCCUUGACAGACACAUCAGCUCACCUUGAACAGGAAAGCCAGCAGAACGCUUGUAAAGCAGGUCCCAGUACGGUGCAUGGAGUUACCAACAUUCCCGAGCCCUGUUUCUUAAGAAUAGCAUGGUGGGAAGUUUUAAAAGGAAACUGUGUGCUGUUGCCAGGAAGCAUGGUAGAGUCCUUAAAGCUCGCUCUAUGAAGAGCUGCUGGGAGUAACAGACAGUUCUUGUGUCCAUGAGGUGCCCGUUAAUGGUGUCAGAGAGUGUGGCAGGGGAAGGGUCUGCUGAUCUUGGCUCACAGGUGAACCACCGAAAUAGAACUUGGGUCUCAGGUUGCUUACUGUCAUCCAGACACAAGUGACUAAGUUACAUCCUGGGGCCUGUGGGUUUUAGAACUAACAUUGAAGCCCUAAACCUAGGGGCUGGCAGCCUCUAAUGGGUGUUUGGGAAUAUGGGAAGUGUCUAUUUGGUAUAGAGUUUUUCUUGGUUAUUUUUAUCCUUUCUCUCCCCUUCCAAUCUCCAGCAAAAGCAGGGAGAAUGAAUCCAUUGUAGAACUUGGGAAGAACUUAAGAGGAUAUUGUGGUUUGUGGUUCUAGAUAAACUCGCUGCCCUGGGUGCUAGGCGGACCCAGGGGAAGAUGCAGUGGGUGGCCUGUUGCAGCAUCUGACAGAAAGAGUCAGUAUUACCCCUUUAGAGGAGACGUAGUCCAGCAGGAUAGUUGACACCUGGAAGGAAGCUCAGUUCCUCAGAAGUAACAGCACAUAUCAGACGCCGGAUUUACUCUUCGGUCAUGCACUUUUGGCUACAGGGGGUACAGGGUAUGAGGUGCAGGCCUGUGAGCACCCCCCAAAAAGGAGCAGUCUCUGAGCCCAGCCCCCUCAGGAGGAGCUGAAUCUGGUUCAACAUAGCACAAACCCUUAGGGAAAAUGAAAUUAGCAUCAGCAAUGUGUCAUACAUAACAAUCUCCCUCUUUAGGGUGUGUACAUAGGGACGUGUGUGCCCAUUUACACGUGUGUCUGUGCACAGCUCACUCCCCGCGGCCUCGCUGCACUGAGUCCACAGUGCUUGCUGAGAACUCUCACCAGGUUGGCGCCUGAAUGCCUUACUCUCAGCAUCAGAGGCUUGCUUGCUUUGCAGAUUUUUAAUUUUCUUCCUAUACCCUAGGCUAGUUAGAACCUCCACAGCUUCAUUCUUCUCACCUUUAAAUAGUGGCCUUUUUCAGUAUUUUUCCCCUUCCUCUUUAUAAAUUGCUGAAGCCACAAAGCACAUUUUUGAGUAUCAUAGAAGGUUGGGGUUCCAGAAAGGCAUCUGUGUGGUAGUUCCAUUCACCAUGGGAUUUCCCUACUUGCUGUCUUCUCAACUUCUAAUAAAAAGAGCCAAAUGGAGUA